GUACAUUGAACAUCAUAACUUUUCCGUUUCUCUACUCCUACUGCGAGUAUGGGAAAGUUCUUCUGUGGUCUUAUGAAAUUUGUUUACGGCAGUUCGAAAUAAGACUGACCAUCUUACAGACGAGUGAGAAAUGGCGCUACUAUGUAAUGGUGUCUGAAGGCGGUUUAUCGUCUGGUGGCGGAUCUAGUCUAGAAUCAUCUGACGACUCCGAUAUUCCGGAUUCUCGUUUGGAUAAUCUUGUUGACGAUAUAAUUGGUAAACUCUCACUAUACACAACCUGCGAACAGUCUGGGAUGACCAUAAAAAAUCGAAAAGAUAGACUUAAGUCUGAAAGAGACCCGCCAGGGACUUCUACGAAUAGUCGACAUAGUUUCGGCUAUAAGCCGUAUCCUUAUAGCGAAGAACGUAAAGAUAUUCUCUCUCAUCGUAAUAGACACCGCUGUUCUCACCAUGAGCCCAAUAUUAGUCAAGAUAUUGAAGCUCCCCACUCACCCUUGACCUACCCAUUCCCUAUUGAUGCAUCCAUUUUCCCUUCUCAUGGGGCUUUCACCCAUCCCCAACGUUUAGUAUCUCAGCAGCAUGAGUCCCUUAACGCUGGCGAAUGCAGACCACAUGUACGAGAAAAUAAGUCAAACCAGGUAAUACCUCAACCCAAUGUGGUAGAUGACGGCUCUGGCAACAACAGUGAGGAUGAAUACUAUUUCGGGAAGCAAGGCAGAAGGGGUUCACCCACCCAGCCUGCAGAUGAUUGUCUUGAACGAUUGCUAGCAGAAAAGAAGGGGUGGAAGUUAAUUAAGGUGGGAUCUGAUGGUGCUUGUUUGUUCCGUAGUGUUUCUCAUCAAAUAUUCGGUGAUGAAGAGAAGCACGAUCUAGUUCGUUCGCAGGUUAUAGAUUACAUGGUGAAAAACAAGGAGCACUUUUCACAGUACUUGACAGAGGACUUCGAUCACUAUAUAUCACGCAAGAGAGAUGCUUCUUGUUACGGAAAUCAUGUGGAGAUCCAGGCUAUCGCAGAACUAUACAACAGACCUGUCGAAAUAUACCAUGGUUCAGUGGAACCCAUUAAUGUUUUCCAUGCUGACUAUUCUAAGGAGUUUCCUAUCAGACUUAGCUACCAUGGCCGUGUCCACUAUAAUUCAAUAGUGGAUCCUUUCAACCCUUCAUUUGGUCACGGUCUAGGGAUGCCUAACUACCAACCCAGUUUGGCUGAACCAGACCUUAUUGCUCGCGCAAUCAGAGAGUCUGAAAGUACCCACCUUGAAGAGGCUAUGCUACGUGAUAAAUUAGCGGAAACAGAACAGGAUGCAAUUAAUCGGUGUAUUGAAGACCAAGCUGUCAGGGAAUCUUAUUUCGAUUAUUUCAAUCAGAUCUCAGUACCGAAGGUAAGGGAUUCAGCUAACUCUCUUUCCACACCCGACCAUCUGGACCUACAUGGUGAUCAGCGGGAAGCAACAUUAACAUCCGGAUUCCCUACAGGUUUGGCAAGAAGUUUCGACGUAGCAUCUUCAUCAAAAGCCGCAGUUCCCGAUUCAAAACAGUACAGAAAUCCAGCAAAUGAACCGCUACCUAGUUCAUCUCAUUCUCAAACUGAUUUGGGUUCGCGUCAUAUCCCACCCAAUAUGCUAGGUAAGUUUCCGGUCGUUUACAUGAUUAACGAGGAUGAAGUUUCGUAAUACGCACUAAUUCAGCUUGUAGUCAAUGUUUCAUGGUCUCAUGAUGCUCUUUAACUGUGUUGUCGGUUACUUUGCAUCAGUCCUGGUUAUCAAAUGGGUAAAAGAAAUAUGAUCUAGUUCAAAUUGGGGUGCUAAGGAAUCUUCCUAAACAAUUUUACUACAUUUUUUCGAACUGGUUGAUCGUGAAAAACUGGCGGGUAACAAAAUUUCGGGUUGAGCUUAGUAUUUCGACAUAUGUGCUAACAAUUUCCAUUCCCACCAGGACAGUAAAUCUACAGGAUAUGAUAGACUGACAAUUAACUCACUUCAUCCAUUAACCAACUGCAUUUACAGUCAAGUCGACACUAAUUCCAGUAGUGAAUUUAUUGGUAGUGUUUAGUUGGCGUAUUGAAACAAUGCUAUCUGUUCUUGAGCUGCAAAUGACCUAAAUAAUAUAGUAGCGAUGAUAACGCGAAAGGUUAAACGUUCGAAGUAUGGUUCGGAAAGGCCGAGUGGAAAGGUAUAUAUAGAAGGAUACUAGCAUUCAAUGUCGAGAGGGAGAUAAAUGGUGGAUGAACCUGCGCCACUAAAUGCCAUCUAAAGUUUUCAACCAAUCGCAGCGGUUGUUGCGCGGACCCCAAUAAGAUAAACUGCAUCCAUCCAUUAAUAUAUUUCAGACCACAAUGACUUUAUGGGCUGAUGUUGUGUCUUGGUUUGAUUGCGUCUAGCUUCCAACUCACUUUUACACUGCGCGGUGUGUGCGGAAUGUCCGCUUCUUCUUAAAGUGUGAAUUCGAAUCCAUAUUAUCCCUCAGUUUAUGCCAGACUCGUUUUAAGGUAAACCCAUCUCCACACUAAAUGUAAACAAACAUCAGGUUUACUUAAAAGUAUGAAUCCCAUAUAAAGUUGCGGCUUCGAAAUGAACUUGUACUGGGUUAGAUCCUCACAAUAUUCUAACGUACUGAUAUUUCCACGGGCUGUAAAUACAUUGGCGUAACUUCCUUACUAGAGGAAUUUCAUAGUCUUCGAAGGACAAGGUUAGAAGUGACUUUCUGAUCAAAUAACUGACCUGAUUAUUUAAGAAUAUGCGAAACUUGGUGUUCUGUUAACUGGACAGAUAUAUAUAGGAACAAUAUACCUUAAUGAAUUGUUGUGUCACAGACUCGAUUUUAUUCCUACCUACUUCGGUCUAGGCAGUCAGUGUUUUUAGCUCCCUCAAAAAAUAUCUCAUCCCAGUGCAAGAACUAUUACUAGGUUGGAUAAAAGUAUUCCAAAUAUAUCGGCGAAAAUUGUUCCGGCAUCGUAAAGGGAAGUCACGAUACAAAAUAAAGGAUCAGUAGUGACGUCAAGAGUGCUGGGUAACCAAACAAGAACUAUAGUCUACACGCAACCAAUAAAACUGAAAAGCGAGUAACAUGAAGUGACAUUAAGCUUCAAGUUUUGAGUAGUGGAUAUAUGCAUCCAUAUCAAUUUCGACCUGUCAGUUAAGAUCCCCAAUUAAUCUCUCGUCAGAAAACUUGCUUUUUCCUGCGCAGCAGACCAGUCCAGGAUUUCAUGGGCUUGUGAUGUAGUCCUGUUAUUCUAAAGUAAGACCUUUGUUGUACAGAUUCGUUCGUAAUUUUGCUACCAACGACUUAUAAAGUAAUAUCUAUCGUCAUUGUAUUAGACAUGGUGGAUCGACUAUUUGAUCGCUUCUUGCUAAAUGUUAUAAGGGUGAUUUGGCAUGGUGACUUAAUCUGACCGGUAUUUAUCUCAAUUUUUAUGUUGAUUUGUUAAUGACUUUCGUCCUUGAUUAUUUAUUGAAUGACUAACGAGUAAUCACUAGUUAUAGUAUUCUAGCUGAAUGUAUAUAGUUUCCUAAUAUAUUUCUACAUACUCAGCCAACAAGUGUUUCUGUCUUCUGAAUUCUACUUGGUUUCGUGAUCAAAUUGUCAGUCCAACUACCUCAGAUAUAUCAGUACUCUUCAGAGUCAAUUGUUCUGCCAUUUUGCUUUGUAGAGGAUUUCUUACCGCUUCAUUGCAUCAAGUUUUGUAAUUUGGAACAAUAAAACCUUAGCCACGUUCUAUUAAUAUUUUGUAAUUAUGAGGAUGAAAUUCUAGUACUUGUGUUUCUAAAUAUUUUCGCGCAAUUUCGGGAAUUUAUAUCCUCGUAGACAGCAUAAUUUAAGUAUUUUGUAAGAAAAUGUUAUGUAUCUCUUCAUAUUUCUUGAGAAUAUUUUUGCUUAUGUUUUUACAGGAAUGGAGGAAGAUGAUUUGGUUGCUAUGGUCAUGGAACAGUCCAGACGUGAAUACCUUGAAAGUAUGCGUAAUAAACAAAAACCUCAUUUUACUGCCAGUCGCUUUUCACCAGAAUCAACUCCCUCAAACUUCAAUGAGUGUGAAUCUUUUCAGAAAAUUGACGAAGAAUCGCCUUCUGAAAUGUCGAAUAACAAACCAGACAAAAUCCAUGAUAACCCUGCUAAUUUAAAUGACAGUUACUAGAUAGUUUUUCUCAAAAGCUAGGUGUGCCUUCCAGUUUUCAGUGAAUUCAAUGCCAUUAUUACUUGUGAUGUAUAGACGACUGUCUUUCUCUUGUUUACUUGAUCUUGACUUUAGCGAAUAGACUGCUCAAGCACCCAAUACACUGUACUUCCACUGCUGACUUAGGUUUAUUUGUACUAAAAAUCUGUCCCAAAAGUUGCUUCCGCAGCAUCACUGUACCUUGUAAUUAUAAACCUUCGUUUACGUUAAAACACUUGUGUUGAUUUUUGAUCUUCAUUCUUUCCAAAGCUUACUGCGAUAAAAUUGUUCAUUAUGCACCUUGAGGUUCUGCCAGAAUUUGUGGUGCAUCAUUAUACCAUAUUUUUGUCAGUUUGGUGAAGAUGGAUAUCUACAUCCCUAUUUAUUUAGCCAUCUAUUAGAUUGAAAACGCUAAUGUAACAUUUUAGAAGGUGCCUCACUUUAUUUUUCGAAUAAUUUUGUGUUAAUAAGUUCUCAAGUUGCUCCUUUGCUUGUCAUCGAUACAUUUCUGCUAUUCACAAACUGUAUAUAAUUUCAUUGAUGUAACUGAAACACUUUGUUCAGUUGGUAAUUUACUUUGUGUUAUUUUAUCUUAAUUUCUGGUUGUUCCAAUUCUACCAAGUCCUGAUUAACUGUCGAGUAGUUUUUGAAUAGAGUUUAUUUAUGUAAAUAACAGUUAGUGUUACGUAGCUAUAAAGAAAUGGGAAUAGUAACAAGGUUUCAUUGAUGCGAUAAGGUAUCAAAAUAUGAACUGUUUCGUUCCAUUAAGUUUUAUAAACGGCAGUUUGUGUUUCAUAAAUCUUCACUACAUUCUUACAGGAUGAACUAAUAGUAUGAAAUUUAUAUGUUGUGUAAAUAUGAACAUUCAUAUGUAAAACUUAGCACUAGAAUUAUGAGAACUAACCAAUUAAUGUCGAAUCAUAAUUAAUCGCAAAAAGCUUAUGAAUCUCUCUCCCUGAGUCCCAACUUUAUUUCAUAACUGCUAUUCCUUGAAUUCAUUCUUUCCGCAUUGUAUUCCCCAAAUGUUUAGUCUUUUUAACUAUAUCUGAAGCUUUUGUUAUUUGUUUUCUUAAUCUCAUCUGUGUAUUUUUAUAAUACAACUUGGGCCUAAGGA
This is a messenger RNA of Schistosoma intercalatum, 5264 nucleotides long. The record is from the annotation of a GenBank genome assembly. Lineage: Eukaryota; Metazoa; Platyhelminthes; Trematoda; Strigeidida; Schistosomatidae.